Pangasianodon hypophthalmus (striped catfish) is the source of this 4008-nucleotide messenger RNA. It is a transcript of the gene cnr1, whose product is annotated as cannabinoid receptor 1. The record is from RefSeq and is a predicted model, not a curated record. Gene Ontology annotation, molecular function: cannabinoid receptor activity. Gene Ontology annotation, biological process: G protein-coupled receptor signaling pathway. The transcript is spliced from 2 exons. Gene Ontology annotation, cellular component: membrane. NCBI's taxonomy places the organism in Eukaryota, Metazoa, Chordata, Actinopteri, Siluriformes, Pangasiidae. Bases 397 to 1812 code for a protein of 471 amino acids.
GCUCCCUCUCACUCCUGCACUUGUUGCCGCGCGGAGAGCACGUGACCGCGCUGCGCUCCGAAGAGGCGUCAUAAAUAUGCAGAGAGCGCACGCGAUACACAGCCCGGAGCCGCACACGCAGAGCGCGCGCUCCACUGUCGGUGCGCUAAAGAGUGCAGUCUGAUUAGCGCCAGUGUUUUACACGUUCAACUGAUUUGUACGAUGUAAGCGCGCGCUUUUUCUUUUGUCGUUGUUUGCCAAGAGUUUUUUUUUUCCCCCUUCUCCUUGGUGUUUAAUGUGAUUGGAUUAAUCUUUGGAUACGAGCGGAGAAACCGGACAGCACCCAACAUCUGGGGGAACUAUGUGAAGAUUUCGCAACACAUCCUUGGCCACAGUGUUCCCUCCUCAGCAGCAGACAUGAAGUCUGUUCUGGAUGGCGUGGCAGACACCACCUUCAGGACCAUCACCUCCGGGCUUCAGUACCUUGGGUCCAAUGACGCCAGCUACGAUGACCCCAAUAUCGAUGCUGAUUUUGUCAAAGGCAGCUACUCCUUUCAGAAGCCACCAUCUGCAUUCCGCAGCAGCUCCUUCCCGGAUAAAGUCGGGCCGGACGAGGAACUCAUCAUUAAAGGGCUUCCCUUUUAUCCCACCAAUGGCACAGAUCUUUUUGGGAACCAGAGCCUGGGGGAGGAAGGGGCCAGUGUGCAGUGUGGGGAGAACUUCAUGGACAUGGAGUGCUUCAUGAUCCUGACUCCAAGCCAGCAGUUGGCCGUGGCGGUCAUGUCUCUGACUCUGGGUACCUUCACAGUUCUGGAGAACCUAGUGGUUUUGUGUGUGAUCUUGCAUUCACGCACACUGCGCUGCAGACCUUCUUAUCACUUCAUUGGUAGCCUGGCUGUGGCAGAUUUGUUGGGCAGUGUCAUUUUUGUCUACAGUUUCUUGGACUUCCACAUUUUUCACCGCAAAGAUAGUCCCAACAUAUUUCUGUUUAAGCUUGGAGGUGUCACAGCGUCCUUUACUGCCUCUGUUGGGAGUCUCUUUCUCACAGCCAUCGAUCGAUAUAUCUCAAUCCAUCGUCCGCUGGCCUACCGACGCAUUGUGACGCGAACCAAGGCAGUGAUCGCUUUCUGCAUGAUGUGGGCCAUUUCCAUCAUCAUUGCGGUGCUUCCACUUCUCGGGUGGAACUGCAGACGCUUGAACUCUGUGUGUUCGGACAUUUUCCCACUCAUUGAUGAAAAUUACCUGAUGUUCUGGAUUGGCGUGACCAGCAUCCUUUUGAUUUUCAUCAUCUACGCGUACAUGUACAUCCUGUGGAAGGCCCACCACCAUGCCGUACGAAUGCUUAGCCGGACCUCGCAGAAAAGUCUGGUGGUUUACUCCACGGAUGGCACCAAGGUUCAGACCACCCGACCUGAGCAAGCCCGGAUGGACAUUCGCCUUGCCAAGACGCUCGUUCUCAUUCUGGUGGUCCUGGUGAUCUGCUGGGGUCCCUUGCUGGCCAUCAUGGUGUACGACCUUUUCUGGAAGAUGAAUGAUGACAUCAAGACAGUGUUUGCUUUCUGCAGCAUGCUCUGCUUGCUUAACUCCACCGUGAACCCCAUCAUUUAUGCACUGAGGAGUAAGGACCUGCGCCGGGCCUUUCUGGCCACCUGCCAAGGCUGCAGGAGCAGCAGCAUCACGCAGCAGUUGGACAACAGCUUGGAGUCGGACUGCCAGAACCGCAACCUGCAGAUCCAUGCCCACCGAGCGGCUGAGAGCUGUGUCAAGACCACUGUGAAAAUAGCCAAAGUGACCAUGUCCGUCUCUACCGACACCUCGGCUGAAGCCGUCUAAUGCCCCAGACAGUUCUGGGGCAUGAAAAAGGGGAAGGAAUGAUAAAAGCCAUGUGCUAAAUAUUGGCAUGAGAGUGUGUCCAUUUCAAGUUCAACUGUGGCUCAACUUGUCGAACAAGGGAAUCCAAUAUUUAACUGAAGACAAUAAUGGACCAAGGGUUCAAAUGCAGCACAAAAGGGGCAGUUCAUUAAUUUCCAUUGUUGGAUGAUGUGUGCCACUGUGGCAUCUUAGUAUUAAAGUGCCAAAAUCGUUCUCCAAAGUGAGAGCAUCAUUCUCAAUCAUGGCAUCAGUUCUUGUAUUGGGAUUCUUACUGUGUUUGUUGUGCCAUUCUUAUCAGUCAUAUCAAUCAUGUGUGGAUGUCGUGAAUGUUCUCAUGAAGGCUUACUAUAUUUUUAUACUUUGAAAAAAUCAGGUUCUUGAACAAUUAUAUCUUCUCUCAUUGGGACAAGGGGCUAUUGAUCUUUUUAGUAUGAAAAUGUUUAAGAUGUACUGUAUGUAGAUAUUGUAAAUAUCUGGUAAUACACUGUACUAUAUGUAUAAUCCGUUCAGUAGUGCUCAAAAACGAAUCGCAGAUCUCUCACUAUCUGUGAGAUACGUCUGUUAGUAAUGGUAGUGAAACAUUCAAACAAAAUAUUUGAAAAAAUUGGGGACUGUACUCCAGAUCAAAUAUACGGUAACAUGAAAAGUGUGAAUAUUGACUUGAAUAUUGUUUGUUAUUGUGUUAAGUCUUAAUUUAUGUGGUGUUGUUCUGAGCUCUUUAGGACUCCUAUCCCAUUGUUGGUUUUGAGUCUCCUCACUUAUCCUGAAUGUUCCAGAGACAGAGUUUUUUUUUUUUUUGAUGGAUCGACUGUUUAGUAAAAUGUGCUGUUUGCUUUGAUACAGUUUGUCUUUUUAGUGCAUGAUGUGCUGGUUUCUUGGACCCAGGACUAGUCCAGGAGGAAGAUGAUGGCGAAUCACCAUUUCCCAGCCAGAACAAGGAAUACUUUCUGUCUGGUUAACCGACCACAUGGGUUACACUGAACAAUAGGAGCAGAGAAAAGAAAUGGACAUCUUCUAGUUAAAAAAAAAAAAGUGUAAAUCUUGCUAUUCAGUAAUAAUAUCAAACUGUAAUGUGGUGUUUUUCUUGUGGUUUCUGUUACUGGUGUGGCCAAAAACAGGCCAGUUAUGUCAUUUUACGCAGAACAUUUAGCAGUCUCUGGAAUAAUGACUAAGUUUAGGAUUUGGACAGGAGAUAUUGAUAGGUUUAAAUGGCAAUACCAAUAAUGAUCUUAAGGAAAUGUGAAAGAAUAUACGUCGGCCAGAGACUGAAAAUAAAACAAUCGAGUUGUACCAUGUUUCGUGUAUUGUGGUAUUAAUAGUGAUGAGAUCAAUCCAAAACUGUUAUGUAUAGCAUUUUUUCUUCUGUUUCCUAAAAAAGCAAAAAUUUUGCAAGGUUGUGUUAACAUUAUGGUGUGCUGGCUACACCUAAGAUAAAUGUGUUAAAAAAAUCAAUUAUGGCCGCAGUCGUGUCCUGAAAUAUACAUUAUAAUUACAUCUAAUACACCUGUAAGAGCAACCUAUUUUUACCUAACCAUUCCACUGUAUAUAUAUAUAUUCAUUUUAAGAAAUAGAUGACUCCCCAAAGCAUGGUGAAUUGAGUUCCUAUGAUAGGGCUGAGGUCCUAUAGAUGCAGAUUGCAGUCACAAAUUUUACAUUGAAUAGCACUUAAUAAAAAUAACCAGUUUAACCCAUGAUGCAUUCUGUUAAUCUUUCCUACGUGCUUUAAAUAGUUAUAAAUUUGCACAAAUGUGAGCCUAGCAUCAGGCUAAAUUACACCGUCAAAAAGGGGAUCCUUCGUUGUGAAUCAUUUUUCAGUCAAGCUUAAUCUGUGGCUCAGAACCAGCCAUCUGUAAAUCUGAAUUUCAACAUGUUUUAUUAACAUUAUGAAGGAUUUCAGUGCUGUUUAUUGAUAGUUACUGUAUGCUGAUUAGCUGACAUCUACCAUGAUCCUUAACCUCCUUGCUGACUCUCUGCUUUUUCUGCCAUUGUUGUGUGUGGAGUGGAGAUUAAAUACCACAAAACCUUCAAGUGGCUUCUGUUCCAAAGUGGCACAUGACCUGUACAUCUGAAAAUAUUGACGCUGUGACAACUUGUAAUUAAUGCUUUGCAAUGUGGUCUGUUUUAAGAUUUUCAAUAAAGUCACAACUUACCAUCAGA